GUCUGAAUACGACGGCGAUGGCUGAUGGCGCCUAGAUAGGGAUGCGUGAGUACGACGGCUAUCGGCCUUAUCGACGGAUGACGUAAACUCUUGGAGUUCGGCGCUAACGGAAUGCCGUCGUAUUGCCUCUUGAGACUGCGGGGAAAAUGUCAGUGAGAUCAGACCCACCCCGACCUGGACUUACUCCGUAUGGAAGGAAGCGUGGGAAUUAGCCCCUGCCGUGGAAAGCCGUCGAAUCGGAUGCCGUCGUAUAAUGGUAAGCUUUGAACGAGGAGAAGCUAAACAUCAUUCUACCAGGAGCGACCACUUCGAAAACAAAGGAGAAUGGUCUCGUGAAGUAGCGUAGAGAUAACGAUGCACCAUCGAGAGGUCACUUGCAGCUUCGGCGUCGUAGUUACAUAUAUCACGCCUCUUCUUCCCUCAGAGCAACCUGAUUCAUAGCAUCCCCUAGACAGGUCGUCAUCAACCAUACUCCAUCUUUCCACCCGACCUCUAGUUUCCUCAUGGCUAAUAUGGUCCGCUCUGUGUCCAGCACCAAAGAUGCAGAAAUGACUCUUCACAUUGAAACCGAUAAGGGUGAUGUUUCUCUUCGGAUCCUCGAAGGCCAAACAAUACCUCUGACAGAGGGUUUAACACCGGAGGAGGAUCGUCGCAUCCUUCGCAGGAUUGACAUAUGCAUUCUUCCUGCACUAUUCGUUACCUUUCUCCUGCAAUUCGUCGAUAAGUCAGCCAUGGGAUACACUGCUGUCCUCGGCCUGCGGACCGACCUACACCUAGUUGGCCAAGACUACUCCUGGGCCUCCAGUUUAUUCUACUUUGGCUAUCUUACGGCCUCUGGCUUGGUAGCGAUCUUGCUUGUUCGUCUACCUGUUGGUCACUUUAUGACCAUUGCAAUUGCGAUUUGGGCGGCAAUUCUUAUGCUUACGUCACUGUGCACCAACGCGUCUGGACUCUGGGCUGGCCGUUUCUGCCUUGGAUUUGUUGAAGCAGCCAUCGCUCCUGGUAUGACCAUGAUUAUCUCAAUGUGGUACAAGCGUUCUGAGCAGGCUCUACGACAAAGUGUAUGGUUUAUGGGUAACGUUACAGGAGGACUUUGCGGUGGACUCCUUGGAUAUGGCAUUGGACACAUCAAUAGUAUCGCACCCUGGAAGGCUCUUUUCUUAAUCUUUGGUGGCUUAACAUUGUUUUGGUCCAUCUUCUGUUGGUUUCUCAUUCCGAAUAGUCCUGUGGGCGCCUGGUUCCUCGAGGAACAAGAUCAGUAUAAAGCGAUCGAACGAGUCAAGGACAACUUGACUGGCAUAAAAAACAAUCAUGUUAAGUUUGACCAAGUGCUUGAAGCAUUUAAGGAUCCCAAGGUCUGGCUGCUCGCCGCCAUCCAGUUGACUCAGAACGUUCCCAACGGAGCACUGGGGUCGUUCUCGUCUAUCGUGAUUAACGGAUUCGGGUUUUCGACUCUUGAUACUCUGCUGCUUCAAAUGAUUGGUUUUGGGUUUCAGGGAUUAUUCUGCAUCAUCUCAGCAAUUGGGUGCACAUACCUUCCCAAUACCCGUACCUAUUUCAUGGCAUUUAAUACCGUCAUGUCUCUCAUCGGUACCAUCAUGAUUCGCCAGAUCGAUCACAAUCAUAUUUGGGGUCGAUUUAUGGGUUAUUGUCUAACAAUUGUCUUCUCGGCCAAUUUUCCAUUAAUCUUAGCCACGAUUACCUCGAAUAUUGCCGGUUUCUCAAAGAAAGUCACUGCUACUGCUAUUGUGUUUAUUGCAUACUGCACCGGGAACAUCAUCGGCCCUCAAAUCAUGUUCUCUCGAGAAGCACCAAGCUAUCCUUCUGGAUUUGCGGGGAUUUUGGUCUGCUUUUCAUGUUCCAUCAUUCUCAUUUUCGUGUUUCGCUUCUACCUCAUGUGGGAAAACAAGAAGCGCGAUGCCGCCGUGAGCGAGCCGUCCCAAAGCAUUCAGAUUGAUGGGGAACGCAUAUCCACCAGCGCCCUCAAUCUGCUCGACAAGACAGACCGCGACCUUCCUCAGUUUCGCUACGUAUAUUAAAGGUUCUAGGACUUUAUUUUUCUUCUUUCUUGCGUUGGGGAAUGGUUAGGCCAUGUGGCCUGACUUCGGUGGCUCACAUGUGUUGCAAUAUUACCCGAGCGUCGGGGAUGACCACCAAAAUCCCAACAUUUAUGAUCAGAAUACACGCCUCAAAAUGAUUUUAUGAACUUGGUCAAAGUAAUGAUGCCUUAAUUCAUCUCGUUAUCUUUUU
This is a messenger RNA of Pseudogymnoascus verrucosus, 2250 nucleotides long. RefSeq lists its product as uncharacterized. The transcript is spliced from 6 exons. The record is from RefSeq and is a predicted model, not a curated record. Bases 504 to 2039 code for a protein of 511 amino acids. Gene Ontology annotation, biological process: transmembrane transport; tripeptide transport; dipeptide transport. Gene Ontology annotation, molecular function: dipeptide transmembrane transporter activity; allantoate transmembrane transporter activity. Lineage: Eukaryota; Fungi; Ascomycota; Leotiomycetes; Thelebolales; Thelebolaceae. Gene Ontology annotation, cellular component: plasma membrane.